Molecule: messenger RNA, 684 nt
Organism: Orbilia oligospora ATCC 24927
Lineage: Eukaryota; Fungi; Ascomycota; Orbiliomycetes; Orbiliales; Orbiliaceae
Exons: 1
Coding region: 1-684 (227 amino acids)
Source: RefSeq, a predicted model, not a curated record
AUGAGCAUGAAAUUGAUAAACUUAUCAACGCUCGUCCUACGAGAGUCGCUUCCGCUAGGCAGCUUUGUGGUCGACAUCGAAAACCCCGCGGAUGAUUUCUAUGACAGCAGAUCUUUAACGGCAAACAUUAACGAAUAUAAUACCACGGUCAGGUCAUACGAUAACCCCAGGGACUUACUGCCUAUAUUGAAUUCCAUUCGCGGGAAGCAUAAAUCUUUAUCGCGACCCCAAGACAGCAUAGACAAGCUAUAUCAUCGAAGAUACCGACUUAAAAACCCGGCGAUCGUGUUAGAACAAAUCUGCGGCAACAAACGUACAAGAGAAUGGUUGGAGGACGCGUUCGAUACCGAACCCGAAAUUUACAUGAUAGUCGGGCUCGAAACGGUCGGCAUUCCGCUCAGGGACAGAACGUCCUUAGAGCAAACACAGACCUUGGAACUGAUCUAUAGAGUUCAGUACCACCGAUUGGACUUUUCUUGGUUCUCGAUCAGAAAGCUGGAGGCCGCUGUGCUACAAAAAAACCAGUGGCUCCCUAAGAGAACGAUCAGAACGGUUGAUGAACCGAAGGAUUCCGAAAGAGCUAUUAGCGUGACAUUAGCAUCUGCUCUAUCUGAAGAUGAUGAGAAUUUGAGUUCAAACAUCGAAGAUUAUGAUCUUCGAACCGUUCCUAGUGAAGUCCUUUAG